Molecule: messenger RNA, 1128 nt
Organism: Malaya genurostris
Lineage: Eukaryota; Metazoa; Arthropoda; Insecta; Diptera; Culicidae
Exons: 3
Coding region: 354-974 (206 amino acids)
Source: RefSeq, a predicted model, not a curated record
AAAGUUAGACUUCCGGUGAAACUCUCAACGGGUGAGCACGUUGCAUCGUGUUAGUCCGGGGAAAAUUCGAGUAUUUCGCAAGAAAGAAAGGAUUUUCAGCCGUACUUUGACGAUUCGACGCAGCCACACAGCGAGAUUUUCGCUUGUAGUCAAGUGAAAAGAAAGUCCACUGGACUAUAAACGAAAAUUAACUGGCAAUAUAGCCUUAGUUGCUGUGCCAUCAAUUCGGCGUCAUCUCAAGUGAGGUGACGCCAACCAGAAAGGAAGAAGAAAGAAGUUAAGAAAGUUCGCUCUAGUGUUUUAGAAUUUAUCAGCACUUCUGCUAUAAAUUUCGAAAUUUAUAAAGGGACAAAAUGAAUCUAAAUUUUUUACUCACGGAGAUUUCGCUGCAAUUGUUGGACAAUCAAUUUUUCGACAUGCAUGGCCAGGAAACGGAUAACAUGAAAGAGUUGUUUGCAGUUCAGAAUAUGGUCGCACAAAAAAAUGGUCAGAAACGAUCGCAGAUUAAUGACAAUUUGUUGCCUCUUUUGGGUAUAAGCAGUUUCGACGAUAUUCUCCAAAAUUGCGAUCAGUACGUGGAUAAUCAGUAUCAAGGUUUUGUAGAAACUCUACAAUCCCGGAUUGAUACAAUGCCUGCGUCCGAACAGCCAGCACCGGAAUUGUGUGAAGGAGCGCGAGCACGGAUACAUAGUGAGCUCUGCGAGGUACGCAUAAAAACUCAAAGAGAAUACGCAAAAAUGGUGAACCAUUCCAAAAAAAUGAUGGACAUUUAUCUGAAUACAUUACCCCAGAAUUCUGAUCAGGAUUGGGAGUCGACGAAAUACAUAGAAGAAGAGCGAAACCUGCUAGUGAACGAGUUCAAUGGCUUGCUGUACUUUCUGAAACGAGUCUUAGCGGACGUGAAAAGUCGUGAGGAAUGCGAGCAAGUGUUGGAGAUUAUCGAGGGAACCAAGGAAACAUUGAAGCAUCUCUAAUAAGGCGGGGUAAUAAUAGGGAACGCCUCUGAUUGUCAAACAUAUGGCUGAAAAACGUUUUCUUUUCUUUCGCAAAGAAGGCUGCUUAGAUUUAAGAACUAAUACAUAAGAUACGAUAUAUCUGGUUCAAUAUUAUUUCAAUAAACAUAAAUAU